AUGGCAGUUAUUCUAAUCUAUCCAGCUAUAGCUGCUUUGGCUAUGUUCAUUGUUGGAGUAAUAAUCGUUAUGUUGCGCUUCGGUCCGCAACUCUGUCAUCUUCGUCAUCAUGCACUUCCAGAUGAUCACAAUGAAUGGCGGAGUGAUGAUCGUGUUUGGCGUGGCGAAGCUUACGAUCAUGAAAUAAGUUUAGCAUAAAAUUAAGUACGAAAUAAGAAAA
This is a messenger RNA of Eupeodes corollae, 220 nucleotides long. RefSeq lists its product as uncharacterized. The transcript has a single exon. Lineage: Eukaryota; Metazoa; Arthropoda; Insecta; Diptera; Syrphidae. The coding region runs from base 1 to 198 and encodes 65 amino acids. The record is from RefSeq and is a predicted model, not a curated record.